UUUUCCAUUCCCAAAGAAAUUUCUCUCUUACCAAUUUUCCUUUUUCCCUAAAAUUCUCGUACCCAACCUCGCGUGACCCACGCUUCUCUUUCUUCUUAUCUCUGCAAAUUUCUAUAUAAAUUUUCCCUCCUACACCCACUCACCCACCAACAUUGAGAUUCCGAUGGGCGGCAGCGGCAGAGGAGACAGCCACGGCGGCGGCUGUGGAAUUCGAAAUUCAUGGGGGAAAAUGGAGAGAGCUUUAAACGGUGCAAUUGCACGCAGCAUGGUGGGAAAAUAUUUCAAACUUGAAGCUCGAAAUACCUGUUUCACUAAGGAAUUACGAGCCGGUUUAGCCACUUUUCUUACAAUGGCUUAUAUCAUCACCGUUAACGCCAAUAUCCUCACCGAUUCCGGCGGCAUGUGUUCAAUGGCUGACUGCUCUGCACCAGCGAACGGAACCGCCGCGCCGGAUUGCAUGUUCAAGCCAAAUCCCGGCUACCAAAAUUGCCUUUCAAAAACCAAGAGCGAUCUCAUGGUCGGCACUAUUUUAUCGGCUAUGAUCGGUUCGUUCGCCAUGGGAGUUCUUGCCAAUCUUCCUUUAGGCCUCGCGCCUGCUAUGGGCCCAAAUGCUUAUUUAGCCUAUAAUUUAGUGGGCUUUCAUGGAUCCGGCCCAAUCAAAUACCAAACCGCGCUGGCUAUUUUCUUGGUUGAAGCUUGUGCGUUUAUUGCUGUUUCCGCGUUGGGGAUUCGUGCAAAGCUCGCGAAACUCAUACCUAAUUCUGUUCGGUACGCUUGCGCUGCUGGGAUUGGGCUCUUUAUAGCUUUUGUGGGCUUGCAAGCCCACCAAGGAUUGGGCUUAAUUGGGCCUGAUUCGGCUACAUUGGUUACACUCACCGCCUGUAGUCGUACAAAUCCAGAGACCGGAGAAUGUCUUGGAGGAAAAAUGCAAAGCCCAACGUUCUGGCUUGGUUCCAUUGGGUUUGUGAUAAUGGCUUAUGGGCUAAUGAAGGAUUUUAAAGGGAGUAUGAUAUACGGCAUCGUUUUUGUCACUUUUGUGUCUUGGUUUAGAGGCACGGCUGUGACGUAUUUCCCUCACAGCCCACUCGGUGACCAGAAGUACAAUUACUUCAAAAAAGUGGUGGACUUUCACAAAAUCGAAACCACGGCCGGUGUUGUUAGCUUCAACGGCUUCAACAGAACGGAAGUUUGGGUAGCCCUAGGAACGCUGUUUUACAUCGAUGUACUCGCGACGACGGGGACGCUUUUCACCAUGGCGGAAAUCGGCGGAUUUGUGAACGAAAGAGGAAAUUUCGAAGGUGAAUACAUGGCGUAUAUCGUCGAUGGUUGUUCGACUGUGGUGGCGGCGAUGCUUGGAGUUUCGCCGGUUGCGACGUACGUGGAAUCAUCGGCAGGGAUUAGAGAGGGAGGGAGGACGGGGAUUACGGCAGUGGUGGUGAGCUUUUGUUUUAUGAUGUCGUUGUUUUUCACGCCGUUGCUGUCGAGUGUGCCGCCGUGGGCGAUCGGACCGUCGUUGGUGAUGGUCGGAGUGAUGAUGAUGAAGGUGGUGAAAGAGGUAGACUGGGGAAACGUGAAGGAAUCGGCGCCGGCUUUUGUAACGAUGGUUUUGAUGCCGUUAACGUAUUCGAUAGCGAAUGGGAUUGUGGGUGGGAUUGGGGUGUACGUUGCGAUGAGUUUAUACGACAACGUUAUGAGGUUGAUGAAUUGGUUGAUGAAGAUGAGGAGGGUUGUGGCGAAAGAGCAAAAUCAGGUCUCGGCUAAUGUUGUCAAUACAGAGUUGACAUCUGUAGUUUAGAUUAUUUUAAAAGGUUUUUUAAUAUUUUAAAAAAUAGGGGUGGAGGAAUAUAAUGUGUUUGAUCUACUAACAAUGGGGGCGGGGACAAUCUUUUUUUCUUUUUUCUUUUUUUUUUUUCUGGGUGGGGGGUCUAACUUAAGUGGAAGUUGCAAGCCAUCCAUUGUAAUAGAUCAAACACUUUAAUUUUCUUGUAAUGUGUACUAAAAUGUUUUGUUUUGGAAAAUGUAUAAGAAAAAAAAUAUAUUUUCCGCAUUUUAUAUUCCUUUUCCUAACAAAAGGUGAUAUUUAAUGA
Messenger RNA from Benincasa hispida (wax gourd), 2087 nucleotides. The record is from RefSeq and is a predicted model, not a curated record. Lineage: Eukaryota; Viridiplantae; Streptophyta; Magnoliopsida; Cucurbitales; Cucurbitaceae.